Molecule: messenger RNA, 3492 nt
Organism: Wyeomyia smithii (pitcher-plant mosquito)
Lineage: Eukaryota; Metazoa; Arthropoda; Insecta; Diptera; Culicidae
Gene: Arf51F
Product: ADP-ribosylation factor 6
Exons: 6
Coding region: 916-1443 (175 amino acids)
Biological process (GO): intracellular protein transport; vesicle-mediated transport
Cellular component (GO): cytoplasm
Molecular function (GO): GTPase activity; GTP binding
Source: RefSeq, a predicted model, not a curated record
GCUGACAUUCAGUUCGACGCUGUAUGUGGCAGGGAACGAAUCGUGUGCUCAAGACAUCGGCAGUGGCACAUACCGCACAGCAACGCCUUUUUGUCUGACAUCGGCCAGUUUUUCUAGCAGGACGUGCUCGUUUCGAAUUAGUGUUUUAUGUAGACUUUGUUACAACGUAAAGUGCAAAAAUGUUGGCUGUUUGUUCUACUAAGUGAUUGUUGCGUAUGGCAGACUUCAACGAAGAAAACGAUGAAUAUUUGAUAGUGGAUUUGCAGUGAUUCGUGGAAUUAUUCGCUUUUCAAUGGAGCACCCACACACGUUUAGAAACAAAAAGUACACAGUCACAGUCAUUGGUUAAGUUCGUUAUUUUUGCAUCAGACGUGGUGACUGACGAAAGCAAGAUAGAAGUGUAUGAGUGCGCUACGGCUACGGCUGGCAAGUCAGAGAAUCGAGCAAAGUGUUCCGUCUUUCAUCGAAAUCGAGCUAACCGUCUAGAUACACGAUUCCGUUGGUGUGGUAGUAGUGUAACAGCUCAAAACGUUCAUUAGGGUUUCCGACAAAAAGUGUCACUCGUUUUGACACUUCCUCGUUGUGUUUCUGACAGGAAAGCCUAUUGUUUUUACAACCAUUCACGCCGAAUGACGCCUGUAUCCGUGCCGAUGGAUUGGCGAUGACAUGGCUAUGCGUUGAAUAAAUAUUUGUCAACGGAUCGAAUAUUAGAGCAGAGUCGAUUUCAUGCCAGGCGCUCUACGAAAACUCGAUUGUAUUGAUUAAAGUGUGCGGCAAAAGUGCGGCCGAGCUGGAGACUACAAGCGUGUUUGCAUUCCUCUCCUGAAUCGUUAGAUACUUAGUGGAUAAAUAUAGCUUUCUUAUCUAUCUAGAUCAGGCCCCUGUUAAAGGGGUUCAAACUGCAACUAAGCCAACAUGGGAAAACUGCUGUCUAAAAUAUUCGGCAACAAGGAAAUGAGAAUACUGAUGCUCGGAUUGGAUGCCGCGGGAAAAACCACUAUUUUAUAUAAGCUAAAAUUAGGUCAAUCGGUAACGACAAUUCCAACAGUCGGCUUCAACGUAGAAACCGUGACGUAUAAGAAUGUCAAAUUCAAUGUGUGGGACGUUGGUGGACAGGACAAAAUUAGACCAUUGUGGAGGCACUACUAUACAGGCACGCAAGGACUCAUAUUCGUGGUAGAUUGUGCGGACCGGGAUCGAAUAGACGAAGCGCGGCAAGAACUACAUAGGAUAAUUAAUGACCGAGAAAUGCGGGACGCCAUCAUACUGAUAUUUGCUAAUAAGCAAGACCUACCAGAAGCAAUGAAACCCCACGAAAUCCAAGAGAAGCUUGGACUGACGCGGAUACGCGAUCGCAACUGGUACGUUCAACCAUCUUGCGCGACGACCGGCGACGGCCUAUACGAGGGCCUUACGUGGCUCACGUCCAAUCAUAAGUUAUGAGAAUAAUCGGACGGUCGAAGCAGUACCGAGCAUCCGCAGCAACCGUAGCAGCAGCAGCAAACUUGUGAAUUUCUCGAUGAAAACGAUAGUCAGAUAGCAAAUACUGUAUGAGUUAUUCUCAAAACGUCACCCUCCUAGUGGUUUCUCAUCGGUAUCAAUAAUGCUGCUGUAGCAGAAAUAGUUGGCGGAGUGCUAUCGAGAGUACUAAACAUAAGUGUGAUGUUGCCAACCCUAUUUCUAUGUAUUCCUAUUAUAAGACAUGAGCUAACCACCACCUUUGUCUAAUCCUCCAGUUACCCAUCCCUUUUCUACCUAGCGUAAUGCUCUUAUCUUUAACGCUUAUGCUACUACCUACAGUUUUUGCUGCUGUUUGAUGUUUCGUUCAACUACUUCUGCUGAAGAAUUGCAACAUGAAUUGGCAUUUAUGUUGCUCUCGAUAGGCAGGAGAUGAACCGGUGUUAAACUUUGCUUUUAUGUUCUAAAAAACUGCUUUAUUACCUUGAUUAUUGUGGGUAUAAUCGAAAGCAUGUAGAGCGCUGUGGAGAAAAUAAAGUAAUGAAUAAAAGUGAGCUUGUUUAACGGAAAAUGAAGAUGUUAAAAACAUGUGACUAAUAACAGGUAUACCUGCUAGUUAAAAGUGAGACAGUUUUGUUCAUUACACUUCCACUUAGUUUACGGAUGAAUACCUGAAAGUAGUAGAAAAAAAAGCCAACUCGCUGUUCACAUCUGUUAAGAACAGAAACAAUUUCGUUUAUUUCGAAUUGUUCCGAUGUAAAAAGUAUGAUGCAGUAAUACUCUCUGAACAGUAAGAGUGUUUGGUAUGAUGAAAACCGUGACGAGGACCUAUUUGAACACAAGCAAAAAAAUUCUCUUUAACAAACAGAAAUGUCGUAAAUCUUACACAAGGGAAUCAUAUUUUACUUGUACAUAAAAAAAAUACAAAACAAUUGUAAUUGAUUACAAAACGAAACUUGGGAGAACAUUCAUUGGAUAACAUUACGAUGUGUUGAAAGUGAUUCUUAUGUCGAAUACUAGCAAACAAACAAGAGCCGUGAAAUAUUCAAGAAAACCUGUAAAUAUUAAAUAUGGCAAGUUAUACAAAAAUAAACAAUUAAAGGAAUAGAAAGGCUAGAAUAAACACGAAAAAACAUCAAACAAAUAGGGAAAAUAUCAAUGAAUUGAUGGAAACUAUCGUUUAGAUUACGAAAUCAAAUAAGCAAACAGAACUUUCCCAUACAUCCAAUGGCAGUAAUACUAAUCAAUAUCAAAGCCCGCAGCAUACUUCCCCAUAGCAUUGGCAUACAGUCAGAUUUAACAAACAUACGGCACCGAAGUGAAGACACGUGUAAGAUCACUAAAUAUGAUGCAUCUUACAGGUAAAAAAAAACAUUGUAAAAUUAAAGCUAAAAAUGCGAGUGCGAGCCAAAAAAGAAACCGUGUGAAAGUGAUAUUUGAGAUUGUGCAUUUGUGUGCGUAUGUGUGUGCGACAUGCAUCUUCAUUAGAAUAUGCGUUAUUUCGUUCGGAAAAUAGCAUUGAUAGAACACCGUAAUUUUAUUUUUACCGUCUUAUUUAUGUGAAUAUCGAUGAUUGCCUCAUUUUUAAUAAGUUUUUUUUUCUGUUUGCGGUUCGUUCGCAUAUUUGUCAUCAAUUUUGCUGAUGUAGCAAUGUUUACGUGAAUGCGGGGCCAAUCACUCGUGAUUGCUUUAGUUUUCCUCUCUCGCUUUCAUGAGUACUAUUAGUAGUUGUUUUUAUUAUUUCAAAUCCCGUAAGAGAAUGAUAGACCGACCCGAAAGGGAGGAAUUACAUUGUAAUUGAAACACUAAAAGACGCGUCCGAAUUAUCUAGUUGAGGAAGGAAGAACAUAACAGACCUAUUAUAGGAAGGAUAAAAUAAAUUGAAAGUACACGCUACAUGGACGUUGCAAGGCAGUUUCGAUGGAGAGCGAUACGGUAAAGAAUAUAUUAUUAGAAAUGUAUUUUAGCAUUUAUAGCGAGCUGAGAAAACAAGUAAAAACAGAUUCAAUAAAAACUAGAAAUCUACAUCUCAAA